Molecule: messenger RNA, 588 nt
Organism: Aspergillus puulaauensis
Lineage: Eukaryota; Fungi; Ascomycota; Eurotiomycetes; Eurotiales; Aspergillaceae
Exons: 1
Coding region: 1-588 (195 amino acids)
Molecular function (GO): protein dimerization activity
Source: RefSeq, a predicted model, not a curated record
AUGACUCGAGGAGACCAUCGCUUUGCUGCCACCCUCCUUGCCCAUGCAGCCGCGGCAGAUCCAGAAAGUCUCGACUCGCGAGCACGGGAUCUCCUCGCAACAGCAUAUGAAAAGCUUGGCUUUGGUGCGGAAAACGCAACAUGGCGCAAUUUCUACCUCACAGCCGCACAAGAGCUCCGUACAAAUAAGAAAGCCGGAAUGGUGGCAGGCGGCCGUACACCGCUAGGCGAGAAGUUGAGCGUCGAGCAGUGCUUUGAGAUCCUGUCUGUGCAGUUGAAUAGCGAGCAGGCCUCGGAGGCCUCCUUCAGUAUAGAUCUGGAUGUGACAGAUAUUGCGGAAAAGUGGAGGUUAAUUCUCAGUAACGGGGUGCUCACCCGCCGGUAUCUCGAUAGUCAAGCACAUUUGAAGGACGCACAAGAGAACAGCGCCGACCUGCAGCUGGAGCUCACCAAGGCCCAAUUGCUGGAACUCAUGCGGGGGAAUGGCGUGUCGGAUGUGCGGCAAAGUGGGAGGUUUGAGGUCCUGGAGCAGCUGGUCAGGCUGGUUCAGGUGGAGGAGAACUCAGCGAGAGGGCCCAGUCAGAUUUAA